GUGAACCACUCGGACCCCGCCCUCACGACCACGAAAACAUAUCGCACUCGCCAUGAAUUUUAAUACCAACGACAAUCUGGUCCUCGUCGCCCCACGCCCCGUUCGCCUAGCGGCUGGUGCCGCUCCUUUCCCCUUCAACGCACCUAUCGCUCAUCGCCCCCGAUCCCGCGCCGCCAUCCUAUCUGCUGCCGCCGAAGCCUUCGACCGCUUGAAACUGGUCGAGGACCACGCCGAUCAACCUACUGAAUUGUCGGAGAAAGAAAGAUUGUCUCCACGCCCGUCGCCCCGGUCGACUCCUGCGGAAGCUCUUGAAGAGUUCCUUUCCAUCUUGCAGCACCCGGGCACUAUCCGCUUUCAGCCCACUUCUCCCAUCCUCCGCGCGACUAAUCACAAUACGCACUUCUUCACCUACCGCCGUCAGACGCCAUGCAGCUUAAGUCCUUCCCUUCCCUCUGAGGGGCUCGGAUUGACUAUCGGUGACCAUGCUGAUGACAAGGAAAACGAGGGUGUCACUUACCCCUUCAAGCUUCUGGGUAGCUCUCUAGGAUCACCUGUCUCUCGCACGCAGACGCGCAACCCCUUCCAGCGCCACUCAUCUUACGAGAGUAGCGUAGCUGCAUAUCUACGCCCGUCGUCAGCCAUGUCUCCUUCUCCCACCUCGGCGCUGUCGCCCGCGGCUAUUCCGCUGCCGCUACCCACGCCUGACGAGAUGGAAUUCGAGACCGCAUAGACACAUGUAUCGGAUGGCGUCAAACUGCUUCUCUUCGCUGGUGCUGAGGCCUCCACUCUGGAUUGCUACUAGUCCUGGGGCUUCAGCCAUCUCCUCACCACUGCUGUCGUUGCUCAUUGUUACCUUGCAGCAUCAGUAGAUCCCCUCUCCACCAUCCUCGUCCCUGUGUUCAUCGUCCCUGCUUAAAAGGACGUUACCUUACGAUCUUUUCCUAUCUAUUAUCGCAUAGCGUUUGCGAGCGUCGUGAUAUCCUGUAUUGACUCCCAGACCUCGCCUUCCCUCAUGUACCCUCAAAGUAACUUAAGUAGUAUUGUUCCUCGGAUUCUCGUAGUGCAUCUUCUGUGGUAUAUCGAGUCAGGAGACCUUUUGUGUCGUACGUACGUGUCGGCAGUGCUUAUAGGAAGUGUACACCACAAUGUAAUGAAUUCUACUUGGC
Dichomitus squalens LYAD-421 SS1 is the source of this 1166-nucleotide messenger RNA. RefSeq lists its product as uncharacterized. Lineage: Eukaryota; Fungi; Basidiomycota; Agaricomycetes; Polyporales; Polyporaceae. The transcript has 3 exons. Bases 53 to 730 code for a protein of 225 amino acids. The record is from RefSeq and is a predicted model, not a curated record.